AUGACCCCGGAAGAGAGUUCUAGAUUGAAGAGAAGUUAUGUACUUCAAGAACUUGUAGAAACAGAACGUGCUUAUGUAGUUGAUUUAGCUUCUAUAGUUGAUGGGUAUAUUGGAACACUUAAAGAAAUGGAAUUGAGUGAUGAGGAUAGAGAAAAAGUUAAAAUAAUAUUUGCAAAUAUUGAACAAAUAUUGGAUUUUCAUAAAUCUGUCUUUUGUAAAGAAAUUGAAAAAAGUUUACAAGAUUAUGAAGCAGCAGGAAAUGCUUUUAUUAAAUAUGAAAGGAGAUUGCACACAUUUUAUGUUAAAUAUUGUCAAAAUAAACCAAAAUCUGAUUUUUUGGUCAGUCAAGACAAUUUUGAACAAUUACUUUUUGAUGUAAAAGACAGGCUUGGACAUAAAGUGUCUAUUAAUGAUUUGCUUAUUAAACCUGUUCAGCGAAUUACAAAGUACCAAUUAAUGCUCAGUGAUAUUUUAAAAUACACGCAUCGUGCUAAUGACCGCGCAGAAGUGUUAGAACGUGCUCAUGAUGUUAUGAGGGUUGUGCCUAAAGCGUGUGAUGAUAUGAUGCAAGUGGGACGAUUGCAAGGCUUUCAAGGCAAUUUAACAGCUCAGGGGCGUUUAAUAUUUCAGGGCACUCUAAUAAUUUCUGAUGGAAAUAUAAACCAACCGUUUAAAGGAAAAGAGCGUCGAGUAUUUUUAUUUGAACAGUCUGUAAUUAUUGCUGAAUGUAUACCUCCUAGAAAAGAAUAUGGAAAUCCUUUGUAUAAUUUUAAAAAUCAAAUAAUGGUAAAUAAAAUGGUAUUAGAAGAAAAUGUUGUUGAUGAACCCUUACGUUUUGUUUUACAAAGUAACGACCCUAAUCAACCAGCCACUUUUGUGGCGCAGUCAGCUACUAGUGAAGAUAAAGAACAGUGGCUAAUUAAAUUGUCUACACAGUUAGACCAGCAAAAGACAUUUCUGGCUGCAUUAGUUGAUCCAAAGCGUUACUUGGCCAAUUCUAUGGGUUCAAUGAAUAUAAGCGGUAAAAAAGACAGUAGUGGAAGUUUGGGUACUCCAACAUCUCCAGGCAUUACUCCUGGAAAUAUUACAAUACCAACUAGUGGAAGUGGGAGUACAACAAGUAGUGGUGCAAUCUCCCCAACAAAACCUAGAGCUACACAACAAAAAUCUUCUGGGUCUAAACUUUUUGGAUUUGGUUAG
Molecule: messenger RNA, 1200 nt
Organism: Meloidogyne enterolobii
Lineage: Eukaryota; Metazoa; Nematoda; Chromadorea; Rhabditida; Meloidogynidae
Source: the annotation of a GenBank genome assembly